Messenger RNA from Papaver somniferum (opium poppy), 1917 nucleotides. RefSeq names its product protein DETOXIFICATION 48-like. Gene Ontology annotation, molecular function: xenobiotic transmembrane transporter activity; antiporter activity. The record is from RefSeq and is a predicted model, not a curated record. Lineage: Eukaryota; Viridiplantae; Streptophyta; Magnoliopsida; Ranunculales; Papaveraceae. The coding region runs from base 156 to 1772 and encodes 538 amino acids. Gene Ontology annotation, biological process: xenobiotic detoxification by transmembrane export across the plasma membrane. Gene Ontology annotation, cellular component: membrane. The transcript is spliced from 2 exons.
UCAAAGACACACAAACAAGAAAACCAUCUAAACACAGACAAAACAGCUGAGUUUUAUUGAAGUCUCUGAUUAAAAAAUUAUUUGUUUUUUCUUCAAAGUACUUAAAAUUGAAUAGAUAGUUGAUAACUCUCUCUCUCUCUCUCUCACUCUCUCCUAUGUAUAACUCAAAUCUACCUUCUCCCUCUUCGUUAUUCUCUCUGAGAAAAACCAACUUCAUUAAUCUGCAAACUCAAGAUGAACUCCAUAGAUGGCCAACUCCAUCUGAGGAUGUUGAGGAAAUUAAAGCCAUAGGUAAGAUAUCAGGACCAACAGCUUUGACAGGUUUGGUCUUGUACUCAAGAGCUAUGAUAUCUAUGCUUUUCUUGGGGUAUCUUGGAGAGCUUGAACUUGCAGGAGGAUCUCUUUCAAUUGGAUUUGCAAACAUAACAGGUUACUCAGUCAUAUCUGGUUUAGCCAUGGGAAUGGAACCCAUUUGUGGACAAGCAUUUGGUGCAAAACAAUGGAAGUUACUUGGUUUAACUUUACAAAGAACAGUUCUGCUUUUACUAUGUUCUUCACUCCCUAUCUCCUUUAUAUGGCUAAACAUGAAGAAAAUCCUCUUGUUUUGUGGUCAAGAUGAAGAAAUCUCAUCAGUAGCUCAUGUUUAUAUAUCUUUUGCUAUCCCGGAUCUCUUCUUCCUGUCUCUCUUACACCCACUUAGAAUCUAUCUUAGAACUCAAAACAUUACAUUGCCAUUAACAUACUGUUCGGCUGUGUCUCUUAUGCUCCAUGUUCCUCUCAAUUUCCUUUUGGUUGUUUACUUGAAAAUGGGUGUAGGAGGGGUUGCAAUAGCCAUGAUUUGGUCUAACCUAAAUCUCUUCAUCCUGUUAUCGGCGUUCAUUUACUUCUCCGGUGUGUACAACGAUUCUUGGGUCUCACCUAGUAUGGAUUGUGUCAGAGGAUGGUCUUCCUUGUUAAAACUAUCUAUACCAACUUGUCUUUCAGUGUGUUUGGAGUGGUGGUGGUACGAAUUCAUGAUAAUCCUGUGUGGCCUACUUGUUAACCCAAAAGCAACAAUUGCCUCAAUGGGGAUUCUUAUUCAAACCACUUCACUGGUUUAUGUAUUUCCAUCAGCUCUGAGUUUAGGAGUAUCGACACGAGUCGGUAACGAACUAGGCGCAAACCGACCGGCUAAAGCUCGUAGAGCUAUGAUUGUUUCACUCCUAUGCGCAAUUAUAUUAGGCCUAGUGGCUAUGUCAUUUACUAUUCUGAUGCGACAUCGAUGGGGUCGUUUUUUCACCAAUGACUCGGAGAUUCUGAACUUAACAGCAGUGGCAUUGCCGAUUGUAGGAUUAUGUGAACUUGGGAAUUGCCCACAGACAACAGGAUGUGGGGUUUUAAGAGGAAGUGCAAGGCCUACAAUUGGUGCAAACAUCAACUUGGGUUCAUUUUACUUGGUAGGAAUGCCGGUUGCUAUAUUCAUGGGAUUUGUGGUUAAGAUGGGUUUUGCUGGUUUAUGGAUUGGAUUACUUGCUGCGCAAGCGACAUGUGCAUUGCUGAUGUUGUUUGUGUUAAGAAGAACGAAUUGGAUUGAUCAAGUCCAAAGGGCGAGAGAUUUAACAGACGAUUCUUCUGCAGCUCCUAGUGCAAUUACAUUGCCAACAUUUGUUGGCAAGGAGGGACAAGAAGUGAUGAGAUUAGAGGAGAUUUUGUGCAGCAGCAGUGAUGAUGAUGAUGGGUCUGUAAAGUCAAUCUCAUUAGACACAGACCCACUUAUUAUAUCAAACAAUUAAUUACGACGAUAAUCAAGGAUUGAAAAUACUUUUGUUAUCUUUUUCAUGACAAUUAUUGACUUCAGUAAAUUUGUAAUAAGUACUGGUGAUUCUCUAUUACAAUCAAAUCUAAACCUAAAGUGCCCACCCCUUUUCUUUUCUUCUA